Populus trichocarpa (black cottonwood) is the source of this 794-nucleotide messenger RNA. RefSeq names its product protein BOLA4, chloroplastic/mitochondrial. The transcript has 3 exons. NCBI's taxonomy places the organism in Eukaryota, Viridiplantae, Streptophyta, Magnoliopsida, Malpighiales, Salicaceae. The coding region runs from base 142 to 657 and encodes 171 amino acids. The record is from RefSeq and is a predicted model, not a curated record.
GUGAAUGAACGGACCGGGCUUGCAAAGAAAAAGCCCCUUCGCCCCUUUACGGGUGAAAACCCUCCUGUGUGACUGUGUCUACCUCUCUUCAAAAUGGGUUAAGUAACUAAAUAGAUAAACUGCGUAAAAUUUCCCCUGAAAAUGGCAAAGAGCCACACCAUCUUCAUGUCGUGGCGCCCCUACUCUCUCCUUCGCCUAGCUCUCCCUUCAUCUCUUCUCCACCUCCCAAAACCACACUCGGUCAUUUUAAACAAGACUCAACCAAACUUGCUCUUCUCUUGCGCUAACAGAACCAAACUCCACUUUGAAACCCAUGGCUUCGUUAAAUUAGGGUUUGGUUCUGUCGGUAAUCGCAGAUUCAGUACUGAAGCUUCCCGUGAUGUUAAUGAUGCUGGCUCCAUUGACUCUCCUCUUAUGAAGUCCAUGGAGAACAAGAUUAAGGAAGAACUAACUGCGGAAUCAGUCUCUGUAAAAGAUGCUUACGGUGAUGGUCGACAUGUCUGCAUAGAUGUUAUCUCUGAAGCCUUCGAGGGACAGUCAGCCGUGAAUAGGCAGAGGAUGGUAUACAAAGCCAUCUGGGAGGAGCUUCAGAGCACUGUACACGCAGUUGAUCAGAUGACUACCCGAACCCCAACUGAAGCAGCUGCCCAGAAGUGAUGGAACAUUUAUGAAAAUGACAAUAAAAGUCGAAACUUCCUCUGUUCAGUUUUCUUGUUGCCAUUCAUAAAAGGAAUCAGUAAGCUGUGAGCCUACUUUUCUCAUUAUUAAAUUUGCUCUUGCUCCCUCGCUGUUAA